GGUAAAAAUUACAUCACAUGGAUGGGAUGGAAACCAAGAGUGACUAUUAUGGACCCUGAGCUCAUUAAAGAUGUAUUUGUAAAAUUAAAUGACUUUAAAAAACCGAGAUCUAAUCCAAUGGCUAGGUUAAUAGCAACGGGAUUAGUGACAUACGAAGGCGAUCAGUGGGCUAAACAUAGGAAACUAAUCAAUCCAGCUUUCCAUAUGGAGAAGCUAAAGAAUAUGGUACCAGCUUUCCAGUUAAGUGGUGGUGAAAUGCUUGGAAAAUGGGAGAAGUUGGUUUCAUCAAAGGGGUCAUGUGAGAUCGAUAUUUGGCCUGACCUUCAAGCUUUAACGAGUGACGUUAUAUCAAGAACCGCAUUUGGGAGUAAUUAUGAAGAAGGAAUUAAGAUAUUUGAGCUCAUAAGAGAACAAGGUGUACUUACAAUGGAGGCACUACAAUCACUUUACAUCCCCGGAUCUAGGUUUUUUCCAACAAGGAGGAACAUACAGAUGAAUGUUAUUGAUAUAAAAGUAAAACAUUCUAUAAGAGGUAUCAUUAACAACAAGCUCAAGGCGAUGAAGGCUGGAGAAGGUAACAAUGGUGAUUUGUUAGGAAUAAUGCUUGAAUCUAAUAUUAAAGAGGUUGAGCAACACCAAAACAAGAAUCAUGGAAUGACUAUUGAUGAAGUUAUUGAAGAGUGUAAGCUUUUUUACUUUGCUGGACAAGAGACAACGUCAAGCUUGCUUGUAUGGACGAUGAUCUUAUUAAGUAAGCAUCAAGAAUGGCAGUCGCGUGCUAGAGAAGAGGUUUUAAAUGUCUUCGGGGACAAAAAUAUGGAUUUAGAUGGGCUAAAUCACCUCAAAGUUGUAAAUAUGAUUUUCCAUGAAGUACUGAGGCUAUACCCUCCUGUUGUUGGACUAGCCCGUAGAGUUGACAAAGAGAUCACAUUGGGAGGAUUUUCGCUACCAUCUGGGAUUCUGAUCGGAUUACCCAUCAUGCUAAUUCACUAUGAUGAGGAAUGUUGGGGUAGUGAUGCCAAGAAAUUUAAUCCAGAUAGGUUUUCUGAAGGAAUCUCAAAGGCAACAAAAAAUCAAGUCAUUUUCCUUCCCUUUGGUUGGGGACCUAGAAUCUGUGUUGGACAAAACUUUGCAUUGUUGGAAGCUAAAAUUGCCCUCGCAAUGAUCUUACAAAAGUUCUCUUUCGAACUUUCACCAUCCUAUGUCCAUGCUCCUCAUACUGUUCUCACCCUUCAACCCCAACAUGGCGCUCAUUUGAUUAUGCAUAAACUUUAACAAUAGAAGAUUGUGAUUUUGAGUUCAAUACUAUUCGCCUAUGUAUUAUUACACCCUAAUAUUGUAUGAAAGAGAUAUAUGCAACAU
Lactuca virosa is the source of this 1362-nucleotide messenger RNA. NCBI's taxonomy places the organism in Eukaryota, Viridiplantae, Streptophyta, Magnoliopsida, Asterales, Asteraceae. The record is from the annotation of a GenBank genome assembly.